Molecule: messenger RNA, 823 nt
Organism: Aspergillus pseudonomiae
Lineage: Eukaryota; Fungi; Ascomycota; Eurotiomycetes; Eurotiales; Aspergillaceae
Product: PaaI family thioesterase
Exons: 1
Coding region: 191-721 (176 amino acids)
Source: RefSeq, a predicted model, not a curated record
UAACCUAGCUCAAUACGGCAACAGAUAGUUUUCAAAACCCAUGGUUGGCUAGAGGUCAUAAUACCUAUAUAUACAUGUCUACAUAUAUAUAUAUAUAUACUCCCUUGACAGAAACCAUGCAUCCUCCCCUCAUCACUCAUUCCGUCAUCUUCCCUACGUCCAAUUCAACCCAAACACCCCAUAAAGAAAGAUGUCUCGACAAGAGCACCUCAUCGAUUUCACUCCCCACCCCUGGUGCCAACAAAUCAUAUCCUCCCCGUCCUGGCACCCCCAAACCACCCGCUCAACCUCCACAAACCGCCUCUUUACCGAAACCCUCUGGACCGACGUGACCAUCCGCGCCCACGCUUCCUUCUACAAACCCCCAACCGCAACUCCGCCCACCGAAACAGGCGGCGAGGUGCGCCUCCUCGUUUCCCUCGGCGCCGGACUAGAUGGCCACCCCGGUUACUGUCACGGCGGGAUACUAGCCCUCAUUUUCGAUGAUACGAUUCAUGAAUUGGUAGAGAAGGAAUUGAAGGAGGCGGCUGUUACGGCUACGCUGAAUGUUUCUUAUCGCAGGCCUGUUGCAACUCCCGCGGUGGUUUUGUGUCGGGUUUGGUCCGAGAAGGGGCCGGUGGGGAGGAAGUGGGUGGUUAGGGCUACUAUUGAAGAUGGAGUUGGGGGUGUUUUUGCGGAGUGCGAGAGUUUGGUCGUCAGGAAGAGGAAGGAGGGAUUGUAAAGUUUUCUGCUGGUAUUUUUGAGGUUGGGGUAUGGUAUUUGGUUCUGAAUCUGAUACAUGUAUGAUUCGUUAUCUUACCUGAUCCACUGGUCACAUGCUAGA